Capsella rubella is the source of this 2238-nucleotide messenger RNA. RefSeq names its product LEAF RUST 10 DISEASE-RESISTANCE LOCUS RECEPTOR-LIKE PROTEIN KINASE-like 2.2. The transcript is spliced from 3 exons. Gene Ontology annotation, molecular function: polysaccharide binding; protein kinase activity; ATP binding. NCBI's taxonomy places the organism in Eukaryota, Viridiplantae, Streptophyta, Magnoliopsida, Brassicales, Brassicaceae. The record is from RefSeq and is a predicted model, not a curated record. Gene Ontology annotation, biological process: protein phosphorylation. Bases 6 to 1964 code for a protein of 652 amino acids.
ACCUCAUGGAAACUUUGUCCUCCAUGGGAUCUCAAACAACUAGGUUCUGUCGGAUCUUGUUAUUUUUGUUUUAUUAUCUUCCUUGUGCUCUAAACCAACUAGAUUCAAUUUGGUUGUGUAAUGAUCUGUUUCAGUGUGGAAACAUCACAGCUGGUUUCCCAUUCUCUGGAGGACUUCGUGAUGAAACUUGCGGUCACCCUUCUUUGAAACUAAACUGCAACAAAGUCUCAAACACAACCUCUCUUAUCAUCUCGGGCUACAACUACACUGUCCUCCAUAUAGACUACAACAACGACAACAAAUCCCUCACUCUUGGACUAUCAAGACAAGAUUUCUCAGGUCCUUUCUGUUCUGCUUCAUUCUCAACCACACUUUUACCUUCAGAUCUCUUCCAGACUUUACCAUCUUACAAAACCCUAGAUGUGUUCUUUGCUUGUGACCCACGUCGCUAUUUCCUUGGGAAUUUCACAUGUCUAGUGAAAGGUCUUGGCUCGGUUGUUCAAAACUCUACAUAUCGCAAACUUUGUGAUGAGAGUUUCAGUGUGAUAGUUCCUACGAGUUAUGUUCCAGAGGAAGAAGUUUUGGAUUUGGCCCAUUUAGAGAGUGUUCUUAGAGAAGGGUUUGAAGUGAAGCUUAAGAUGAAUAAGAUGAAUUGUGCACCAGAAUGUUUACCCUCUAGUACAAAUUGCAGUUUUUUGUCCGGAGAUUGCUGCACAUACACUUCAGGAACACUGACUUGCGGUACUACAGGAAACUUAUUUCGCGAAAUGAUCCCAAGUACUCGCUCCAUUCUGAUAAAAAUUGCAGAAGUUAUAGGGCCAAAUGUAGUUAUAUUUGUGGUGAUGGUUAUAGCAUUCUUGAUCUGGAGGAGAAAAAAAGCAAAGGCACUGAGAGAUCACAACCUCGAGGCGCUUGUAACCUCGAGACGGUAUAGUUAUAAAGAAAUCAAGAAGAUUACAAAAUCAUUUACAGAAGUAGUUGGACGAGGAGGGUUUGGAACUGUAUAUAAAGGGAGUCUACGUAAUGGUCGUAAAGUAGCCGUGAAGAUCUUGAAGGAUUCGAAGGGGAAUUGUAAAGAGUUCAUUAACGAAGUCGCGAGCAUGAGCCAGACAUCUCAUGUUAACAUUGUUUCUUUGCUUGGUUUCUGCUAUGAUGAAGGAUCCAAAAGAGCAAUUGUAUAUGAAUUUCUAGAGAAUGGGUCGUUGGAUAAUUCGUUGGGUCUUGGUGUGAGUACACUAUAUGAAAUCGCGCUAGGUGUUGCUCGGGGACUAGAGUACUUGCACUAUGGCUGCAAGAAAAGGAUUGUGCAUUUUGACAUCAAACCACAGAAUGUACUGUUAGAUGAAAAUCUUAGACCCAAAGUUGCUGAUUUUGGCCUCGCUAAGCUCUGGGAGAAGCAAGAAAGCAUCUUGUCAUUGCUUGACACGAGAGGAACAAUGGGAUACAUUGCUCCAGAAUUGUUUUCAAGAAUGUAUGGGAAUGUAUCUCACAAGUCAGAUGUUUACAGCUAUGGAAUGCUAGUUCUUGAGAUGAUCGGAGAAAGGAACAAAGAAAGAGUCGAAAAUGCUGAUUCUAACCACAGCUCAGCUUACUUUCCAGAUUGGAUCUACAAGGAUCUUGAUAAUGGUGAUUACCUAAAGCUUUAUGGAGAUGAACUAACCCAAGAGGAAGGAGAUCUUGUGAAAAAGAUGAUCUUGGUAGGUCUAUGGUGUAUUCAGUUCUGCCCAUCUGAUCGUCCAUCGAUGAACAGAGUCGUAGAGAUGAUGGAAGGAAGUCUGGAUUCUCUUAAUCCCCCUCCUAAGCCUCUUUUGCAUAUGCCAAUGCAAAGUAUUGCAGAAUCAUCUCAGCUAUCAGAUAUUGCAGAAUCAUCGCAGCUAUCAGAUAUUGCAGAAUCAUCUCAGCUAUCAGAUAUUGCAGAAUCAUCUCAGCCAUCAAAGGAAAGCUCAAUUUACUCUGAAGUAUGAUUUCAUGAUUGUUUGGAAUAUCCAUAUAUAUUAUGUUUAGCUUCAAAAUGAAUGUAUGUAAAACCGAUCAUAUCUGAUAAAUAGGCCAUAUUAAACAGUAAAGUGUGUCUCAAACUGAUAGGAAAUCGUAAGAAAACAAGAAGAAGACUAAAUCAUACCAAAGUUUUCGAUUCGUAAGGAGAUUGAGGAACAUCAUCAUCAUCAGGGUCCGGAAAAAGUAUUUCCCGGAGCAAUGCUAUGUCAUCUGCAUUGGAAAUCCCUAUCUCCUUGCAAA